Molecule: messenger RNA, 24438 nt
Organism: Megachile rotundata (alfalfa leafcutting bee)
Lineage: Eukaryota; Metazoa; Arthropoda; Insecta; Hymenoptera; Megachilidae
Gene: sls
Product: sallimus
Biological process (GO): homophilic cell-cell adhesion; axon guidance; dendrite self-avoidance
Cellular component (GO): plasma membrane; axon
Molecular function (GO): protein kinase activity; cell-cell adhesion mediator activity
Source: RefSeq, a predicted model, not a curated record
GUCGAACGGUUCCAUGCAGAAUGAACGGCUGUUGGAUGAUGCGGUAUGAAAAUAGACGGUGUACCGUCGCCAUUUUACGGCACCUAUCGUGACCAGAGCCUAAGCGAGAGGUCAGCAGAGAGUCCUCCUAAAUACGUAGCUCUGAGGGACCUCUUUCUACCCCAAGAAACUGACGUUAAAAGUUUAACAAAUCGUCAACAACGACAGGAUUCGUCGACAUUUGAGUACGCUUGGUCCAUGAAUCGCAGUUACGCAGGUGGCAGUUAUCGCGAGAAACAAAAUGCGACAGAAGAAUGCGUCGAGAUAACGAACCGAAAUCCGAUAGCACGACGACUCGAGUAUUCCGAUUUCGAAGCCAACGAUUCGUUUCGCGAUGUCGCUGAUUUUUGCUUCGAUCGCGAAUAUUACGCCUGCACUCCGUCCGUAGCGAGGCCACGAAACGUUCAAGGGGAGAUUGUGAUGCAGACGACGCCCACGGUACCAACUUUUACCGGCAGACCCGGUGAUCCAUCACCGCCGGUUUUCGAGCAAAUUUUCAAGAACGCCAGAUUCGCGCAGGGUGGAAACGCAAUUUUUGAGGGUCGUGUAAGAGGAAACCCGAAGCCCACCGUGUCAUGGACACACAAGGGUGCACCGUUGUUGGAGUCAUGGAAAAUUCGAAUGUCGUACGAUGAUAAAACAGGAGCAGUCACGCUUCAAAUUAAUCAGAUCGGCCCUGGUGAUGAGGGCGAAUACACGUGCAGUGCUAAAAAUCAAUAUGGAGAAGCGAUCUGUUCCGUUUAUAUCCAACCAGAAGGAUUCGGACCUCCACCUCAGCAGCAACUAGGCGGUUACCGGAAGGAGUUCUCGCAGAGCUUCCAAUCCACCGAGCAAAAGAGUCAAACCGGAAGUCAGUCCUUCCAGCAACGCAGCUAUCAGCAAACGAUCGACAAACGUUAUGUUAAUGGCACCAGCACAAGCAUUGAAGAUUUCAAGGUGGACACGUUCGAAUACAGACUGCUGCGUGAAACCGAAUUUCGAGAAUCGAUUACUCGCCGUUUCGUGGGCGAAUCGGACGUACAAAUUUCGACGGUGGUAGAUCGUAACCUGGGACCGGUUGCACCUCCGCAAAUCACCCAGAAGCCGAGAAAUUCGAAGCUCAUUGAAGGAUCCGAUGCUGUUUUCACUGCGAAGAUAUCUGGCAAUCCGAAACCAAGAUUAACUUGGUUCAAAAACGGCCAAAGGAUCCGCGAAUCACAACGCGUGGAGAUGAGCUAUUCGAAUCAACAGGCAACACUGAGGGUCAGAGUAGCUUUGCCGGAAGACAGUGGCCAUUACACUUUGCUCUCGGAAAAUCCUCAGGGUUGCACCGUUAGCUCUGCAUAUUUGGCAAUCGAGUCGAGCGAUCAAGUAGAUCAAGCAUAUCAGACACAGAGAGAAGCCGUCAAGACUCAACAAGUAGAAUCUACCGGCGAAACCGACUCUGGCAAGGUUUUACCACCGAAUUUUGUUCGCACCUGCACCGAUCGUGAUGCUACCGAAGGAAAAAUGACUAGGUUUGACUGUCGUGUAACUGGCCGUCCGUAUCCGGAAGUGACAUGGUACAUAAAUGGCCAACAAGUGGCCAACGAUCUGACCCACAAGAUCCUCGUGAACGAAUCCGGAAACAAUUCUCUGAUGAUCACAAACGUGAGCCGCGCGGACGCCGGCGUCGUGACGUGCGUCGCAAGAAACAAAGCCGGUGAAACCUCCUUCCAAUGUAACCUGAACGUCAUCGAGAAGGAACAAGUCGUUGCUCCUAAAUUCGUCGAACGAUUCACAACGACGAAUGUGAAGGAAGGAGAACCUGUUGUGUUCAUGGCACGCGCGGUUGGCACUCCUGUCCCUCGAAUCACCUGGCAAAAGGAUGGAGUGCCAAUAACACCUGGACCGGAAGUUCGUAUAUCGACGGACGGUAGCGGAGCUUCAACUUUGGACAUACCCUGCGCAAAAUUGUCAGAUGCAGCUUGGUACCAAUGCACAGCACAGAAUGUAGCCGGUUCAACGGCUACCAGAGCACGGCUUUUCGUAGAAACACCGAAAGGAGUAGCCCCCCCCGAACCAAGACGCCUGAAUUUACCCCGACCGACGAAAGUCAUCGAACCUGAACCUGCGCCUGGCCCCGAAGUGAUUUAUUUGAGACACGUGGAACGCGCCAAGCCGUAUUUGCCUCCACCCGAGGAGGACCGAGUUUAUCCACCGCCACGUUUCAUCAUACCAUUAAGGGACGUCCAUCAGAUCGAGGGUGGACGGAUUCACUUCGAGGCCAGAAUCGAACCGGUGGGCGAUCCCACUAUGAGGGUAGAGUGGUACGUCAAUGGAAGAGCUCUCGAUGCGAGCUCCCGUGCGACUUCCAUUUUCCGAUUUGGCUUUAUCUCUCUCGACCUGAUCAGCAUCGUUGUACAAGACAGCGGUGAAUACGUAUGCCGUGUCGUGAGUUCGACUGGAGUCGCUGAAUCUCGAGCUACCCUCAGCGUGACACCACGCGCAACAAUCGAACAGGCUAGCCAACACCCCGACAGCCUUCAGUACAUUCAACAGCUCGAGGAUUACAGCAAAUAUCAAAGACAGGAGAGUGUGGAGGAGAUCUCUUCACAGCGGCCGGCCUUCAUCCGACCACUCCAGGAUCUAGGAGAACUGCAGGAAGGACGAAACGCCCAUUUUGAGGCGCAACUCACUCCUGUCAGCGAUCCGACGAUGAAAGUGGAGUGGUACAAGGAUGGCAGGCCAAUCACAGCUAGCUCAAGAAUCACAACCAUCUUCAACUUCGGGUACGUCUCGCUCAAUAUAUUGCACCUACGAGCUGAAGAUGCCGGUUCUUAUACUGUCAGAGCUGUGAACCGCUUGGGAGAGGCUGUCAGCUCCGCGUCUCUCCGUGUCUAUGCACGCACAAGCGUUACUACAGAUUUGGGAAUCCCCGAGCAACAGAGGUACAUCGAGGCUGCCGAGGAAUUGGAAGCAUAUCAACAGGCUAUGCACCAGAAAUACGUGCAGGAACAGCCUGAACCGACCAGCCCACCGGAAUUCAAAUCUCCUAUUAAGGAUCAGAACAGCAUACGAGAAGGCGGUUUUGCUCACUUUGAAGCACGCCUAGAACCUGUCGGCGAUCCUGACUUGAAAGUUGAAUGGCUUAAAGAUGGACGCCCUGUAGAAGCUAGUUCCCGUAUCACGACAUUCUUCAACUUCGGUUACGUCGCACUGACCAUCAAGUACGUGACCAUCCACGACGUGGGAAUAUACACUUGUCGAGCUUACAACCGCGCAGGAGAAGCUCACACGACCGCUCAACUGAGCGUGAUCAGCAAGAACGACGUCAUCUACGACAGUCAGCACCCAACUGGACUACAGAAGAUCCAAACCUUGGAAGAUUCCAGCAGAUACUCGCGACAAGUUCAAGAGGAGACGCAAGUCACUCAGGCUCCAAGAUUUCUGGGAACCUUGAAGGGCACCAAUAAAAUUGUAGAAGGUCAACGUGCCCACUUCGAGGCUCGCGUCGAACCUCAAAGCGACCUUACCAUGAAAAUCGAAUGGUACCACAAUGGGAAACCCAUCACUGCUGCGAACAGGAUUCAAACUUAUCAUGACUUUGGAUAUGUGGCUAUCGAUAUUCUUCAAGUCAGACCUGAAGACGCUGGUACCUACACUGUCGUCGCCAGAAACGCACUUGGAGAGGCGAAGUUGUCUGCUACUAUGGUUGUAGAAACACGUUCGAGUGUGGAUACCAGCAGCAUGCACCGCACGUCCUACGAGAAGACUCAGCGCCUAGAAGAAUCAAAAUUCGUCGAGCCUCAAUACCACAUCGAAGAAAUAUCAAAAUCGAAGCCAAUAUUCGUCCAGCCAUUAAGCGACCCGAAACCCGUGAGCGAGGGCAAAAAUAUUCACCUUGAAUGUCGUUUAGAACCGAUGGGAGAUCCGACAAUGAGAGUCGAGUGGUUCCAAAAUGGCCGCCCCGUUACUGUUGGCUCAAGAUUCAGAACUUACUAUGAUUUCGGUUUCGUCGCUUUGGAUAUCGUACAUUCGACAGUACUUGACUCUGGAGAAUACACUGUUAGAGCCACUAAUCAUCUUGGCACUGCUCAUACUUCAGCCUGUGUACGCGUUAUUGGAAAGUCUGAUGUUGUCACGGACACUCAGCAUGAACAGUCUUUGGAGCAGAUUCAGAUGCUUGAAGAUGCGGCGAGAUACCGCAAGACCCAACAAGAAGAAGUGACAGUGAUGCAAGCACCCCAGUUCACUCGACCCCUGCACAACAUCGAAACAGUCGAACUAACCAACGUUCAUCUUGAAUGUCGUCUGCAGCCAGUAGGCGACGCAACCAUGAAGGUCGAGUGGUUUGUAAACGGCCGACCAGUGAAAACCGGCCACCGAUUCCGACCCUCCUACGAAUUCGACUACGUAGCUCUCGACAUCCUCGGUGUCUAUCCCGAAGACUCCGGCGUGUAUACCUGUCAAGCCAGAAAUCAAUUAGGUGAAGCAAUCACCUCGUGCUCCGUUAGAGUACACGCCAAGAAGGACUUGUUGCUAGAGUCCCAGCAUCCUGAAGGAUUGGAGAGGAUCCAGUAUCUGGAGGAUGCCUCGAGGUACAAGAGACACGAGCUUGUCGAUGAGGUGGUCAAGGUUAAACCACGAUUUAUCACUGCUCCGAAGAACCAGGAAAAUCUUCGCGAAGGACAACACGCUCACUUUGAGUGCAAGUUGGAACCCGUGACGGACUCGAACUUGAAGGUCGAGUGGUACAAAAAUGGUCGUCCGGUUACUGUAGGACACCGAUUCCGUCCAAUACACGAUUUCGGCUACGUCGCCCUGGACGUGAUCGACCUAAUCGCCGAAGACUCCGGCACCUACACCUGCCGCGCUGUGAACCUCGUCGGCAGCGACGAAGUGUCAUGCAACCUAACUUGUCGAUCCACCGCCCAAAUUUUAACGGACACCCAGAACGAAUCGGGUCUCGAACAGAUCCACUAUUUAGAGGACAGGAGCAAGUAUCAACGACGGGAAGUUGUUGAAGAGACGACCACUCAAGCACCAAUUUUCACCACGUCCUUGAAUAACGUGGAGAUCAAAGAGGGUCAGAGAGCUCAUUUCGAGUGCAGGCUGAUCCCUGUGUCCGACGCAACGAUGAAAGUGGAAUGGUUCCAUAAUAACAAGCCGGUUAAGGCUGGGUCUAGGUUCGUUGAGACGAACAGCUUUGGCUUCGUCGCUCUGGACAUUAUGUACGCUUAUCCUGAGGACUCUGGAACGUAUACUUGCAGAGCGAAGAAUAUUAUUGGGGAAGCUAUUACUUCGGCCACUGCUGUUGUUCACUCGAAAAAGUCGAUCUACACAGAGACCCAGAACGAAGAGACCCUACAACGACUUCACUACCUGGAGGAUACUUCUCGAUAUCAACGUAAGACAACAACCGAAGAGACUGUCACUCAAGCACCAGUUUUCACGAUGCCUAUUAAAGACCUGAAAGUUGCUGAAAACCAAGCAGCUCAUUUCGAGGCUCGUGUGAUUCCCGUUGGCGAUUCGAAACUGAAAGUUGAAUGGCUACGGAAUGGAGUUCCGAUUGCAGCUUCGAAUCGCGUGACAACAAUGCACGAUUUCGGAUACGUCGCUCUGAACAUGAAAUACGUGAACCCUGAAGAUUCCGGUACCUACACCUGCCGUGCAGUGAACGACCUCGGAGAAGCGGUAACAUCAGCCACGCUUUUCGUUCAGUCCAAGGCGGCCCUGCAAUUCGAGUCGCAACACGAGAGCGCUCUAUCGAAGCUCCAAGCCCUGGAGGACACCAGCAGGUACCAGCGCCACGAGGAGGAGGAAAUCGUAGUGAAGGAGAAACCAUCAUUCACGGUCCAACUGAACGGACCCACCAGCCUCGUGGAAGGUCAAAGCGCACACUAUGAGUGCCGCAUCGAACCUUACCCAGACCCGAACAUGAAGGUGGAAUGGUUCCAUAACGGCAAACCAUUGUCCACCGGUCACAGGUACAGAACCACCUGCGACUUUGGAUUCGCUUCGUUGGAUGUCCUCACGGUAUACGCUGAGGACUCGGGCACGUACACUUGCCAGGCUACCAAUAAACUGGGGUCGGCGCAGAGUUCGAUCAAACUUGAUGUCAAAUCGCGCGCUUCGAUAAUUCGUGAAACGCAACACGAAAGUGCCCUAAAGAAGAUACAGUACCUUGAAGACGACUCGCGAUACAAACGCGUGGACCAGGAAGAUCUGAUCAUCGCUGAGAAACCGAAAUUCGGUCGUCCAUUGAAGAACAUAGAACACUUGCCUGAAGGCAAGAGCGCUCAUCUUGAGGCUACAUUGACACCUGUGAACGAUCCCACUAUGGUGGUCGAAUGGUUCAGGGAUGGUAGACCUAUUCCUCAGGGACACAAGUUUAAGACUACCUAUGACUUUGGAUAUGUUGCUCUGGAUAUUUUGUAUGCUUAUCCUGAAGACUCGGGAACUUAUAUGUGCAAGGCGAGGAACGCUGUUGGGGAAGCUGUUACUACUUGUGUCAUCAGUGUUGACUCGAAACAAGGAUUAUUCCUGGACACCUUGGACGCUCAGCGCUUGCAGAAGAUUCGCGAGCUAGAAACCGUGGAGAUAAAACAAGAGGUUGAAAAAGAGGUUGUACAUCAGAAGCCCGUUUUCUUGACUCCGUUAAACAACCUGGAUCACUUAAAAGAAGGUGAACAUGCUCAUUUGGAGUGUCGUGUCGAACCCAUCAACGAUCCAAACUUGAAAAUAGAAUGGUUCGUCAAUGGAGUCGCUGUAAAAACGGGACAUCGUUUCCGCAAGACUCACGAUUUUGGAUAUGUGGCUCUUGAUAUUUUGUAUACGUACCCUGAAGACUCUGGCACUUACAUGUGCAAGGCUACUAACUUAGCUGGCGAGGCUGUUAACACUUGUACCAUCAAAGUUGGCUCUCGUCGCAGUAUUUUGUUAGAUACGCAACAUCCUGAUGGCCUUGAAAAGAUUCGUGAACUGGAGGCUCAAGGACACCCAGCUCGAUUGGAAGUUGAAGAACCUCCUGUGACUCCACCGAGAUUCGUCACUGAGCUCAGGGGUACCACCGAGGUGUACGAAGGACAAACAGCCCACUUCGAGUGCCAAGUCGAGCCUCUUCACGACGCAAACCUAAGAAUCGAGUUCUUCCACAACGGUAAACCGUUACCAUCAGCUUCAAGGUUCCACGUGACAUUCGAUUUCGGAUACGUGGCUCUGGACAUCGGCCACGCAGUUCCUGAAGACGCCGGAGAAUAUUCCGUCCGUGCCAUCAACGCUCUCGGUCAAUGUGUCUCUUCCAUCGAACUCAAGGUUAUACCGAGAGACAACAUCAUUCUCGACUCUCAGCGCCCAGAAGGAUUGGAUAAAAUCCGAGAACUAGAGGCGCAACAACCUUGGAAGAGACCUGACAUACCCGAACCGCAGACGAGACAGAGACCCGUCUUCACUCAACCUUUGCAGAACAUCGAUGCUAUUCCUGAAGGACAAACUGCGCACUUUGAGUGCAGGUUGAUUCCGGUGGGAGAUCCCACUUUGAAGGUUGAGUGGUUCAGAAAUGAAAUCCCGCUUGAGACAAGUUCAAGAAUCACCAAAGUCCAUGACUUCGGUUAUGUGUCCCUGGACAUCACCCAUGUGCGUGAAGAAGACGAGGGUGUUUACAUGUGUCGUGCGUCUAACCCACUCGGUGAAGCUGUCACCACCGCUUCCAUGAAGAUCAGAAGUAAAGCAAGUAUCCAGUUAGACACCCAGCACCCUGAAGCGCAACGCAAGAUCGCCCAACUAGAAGCCGACAAACCGAGCCGACCCGAAGAGCCAGAGAAGGUAUUCGACAAGCCCAUUUUCACGCAGCUGUUGACUGGGCCCACGGAACUCUGGGAAGGUCAGAUGGCAAGAUACGAGUGCAGAGUUGUACCUGUCGGAGAUGCAAGCUUGAGAUUCGAAUGGUACAUCAACGGAGUCGAACUGAAGAUGGGAUCUCGUUUCCACGUGAGUCACGAUUUCGGCUACGUGACCCUGGACAUCCUCAAAGUGAUAACCGAAGAUUCCGGUGUAUACACUUGCAAAGCAAUCAACAAAGCCGGCGAAGCCGUUUCCUCGAUUUCCCUCAAGGUUAAAGCCCGCUCAGCCAUCGAUGCUGAAAGUAUCCAACCCGAUGCCUGGCAGAAGAUCCAGCUCAAGGAAGCCGAGAUGAACAAGGUGCCCGAGAUGUUUGUUGACACAACGCCCCAGCAAGCUCCAGUGUUCACUAAGCACCUUGAAAGUUUCGACAAGCUCGUGGAAGGUCAGCAUGUGUACCUGGAAGCUCAGGUGGAACCCAGAGCUGACCCGAACCUUCGCGUAGAGUGGUUCAAGAACGGAGUGUCCCUCCAAACUGGAACCAGACUCCGCAGUACCUUUGAUUUUGGUCUGGUGACGUUGUCCAUCAACGGUCUUAGGGCAGAUGAUUCUGCCAUUUAUACUUGCAAGGCUACCAACCUGCUCGGAGAAGCUGUGUCCACAUGCAGCUUGAAGAUCGUCGACCGUCACUGGCUGUUGGGCGACACCCUUCAUCCAGACGCUAUCCCGAAGAUUGACGCCCUGGAACAACCUCGCGUCACAACGACGGAACAACCAGAGCCUACUUAUGAAGAACCCGUGUUCAUCACUCAUCUGAACAACGUUGAGUGCGUGGAAGGUGACAAUGUGCACUUCGAGUGCAACGUGGAGCCCUCGAAAGACCCUACGAUGAAGAUCGAAUGGUUCAUCAACGGAAAACCGUUACCUACCGGAGCUAGGUUUAAAUCGACCUACGACUUCGGUUACGUCGCCCUGGACAUCACCCACGCCUACGAAGAAGACUCUGGACUGGUGAUCGUCAAGGCUACCAACUCCAAAGGAUCCGCACAGACGUCAGGCACCCUGAAGUGCACUAGCAAACAGAGCAUCUACCUGCAGACCCAACAUCCGCAAGGAGAGGCCGGUUUGGAGAAGGUCAAAGAAGCUGAGGACGCUUAUCUGUCCAAAUACAGGAGACCAGACGAAGGACCAGAACAUGAGUAUCCAAAACCGAUAUGGACCGUGCCCCUGCAGCCCGAGUUCAAGCUGGGAGAGUCCGAGCCUCUUCAUCUGGAAGGCCAAGUGGAGCCCAAGGACGAUCCAAACCUGAAGAUCGAAUGGUACUUCAACGGCAAAGCUUUGGAGCAUGGAUCUCGCUUCAAGAUGACUAGCGACUUUGGAUUCGUCACCUUGGACUUGACUGACGUGUACGAACGCGACUCUGGAAUUUAUACCUGCAAGGCUUACAACAAGGCAGGUGAAGCAUUUACUUCAACAACCAUCUAUUGCUCCACCAAAGAGAACAUUAUCGAGAGAUCCCAGCAUCCGAAGGGUAAGGAAGGUCUGGAGGCUAUCCAGGAUCUUGAAGAGUCACUGAAGAGACAAGAAGGUGCUCCUCCAGAGAGCGAGGAAGGUCAUCCACCUGUAUUCACCUCUCAAUUCGAAAAUCUAACCAACUUGUCCGAGGGAGAGAUCGCCCACUUCGAGGCCUCUCUGACCCCCACCGGCGAUCAGACGAUGGUUGUCGAAUGGUUCUACAACGGCAAGCCUCUGGAGGCCAGUCAUCGCACCAGAACGGUAUACGCCUUCGGCAUGGUCGUUCUUGAAGUACUCGGAACGAAGAUCGAGGAUUCGGGUACUUAUUCCUGCAGGGCCACGAACAAAUGGGGCCAGGCUGAGAUCAGCGUGCAACUGGAAUGUGUGGAUAAGUCCAAAGGACAGAAGCCCAAAUUCACCACUCACAUUCAGUCUCUGGAAGGUCUCAAGGAUGGCCAAUCAGCGCACUUCGAGUGUACUCUGAUUCCGGUCGGAGAUCCUCACAUGAAGGUGGAAUGGUUCCACAAUGGACAACCUCUGAGACACUCGUCUCGAUUCAAGAUGGUCUCCGACUUCGGCUUCGUCGUGAUGGACAUCGCUGGAGUGAUGGCCCACGACACUGGCGAGUACGUGUGCAAAGCCAGCAACAAGUACGGCGAGGAUUACACGAAGGCCACCCUGAAAUGCUUCGGAAAGAGCGGAGUCUAUUUGGACUCCCUGCAACCGGACUCUCUGGCCAGGAUCCGAGAGUUGGAGAGCUACGGCGGAGAACAACCCGCCACACCGACCACACCGGUCGCUGAACCGCCUAAAUUCAUCACCCAGAUCGCUGACAUCACCAGACUGGUCGAAGGACAGUCCGCCCACUUCGAGGCCAGACUCACACCUGUGAAUGACCCAGACCUAAAGGUAGAAUGGUACUACAAUGGCAAGAAACUGCCUCAUGGACACCGGUACAGAACCUUCCACGAUUUUGGUAUCGUCAUCUUGGACAUCUUGUACUGCUACGAAGAGAACUCUGGAGUGUACGAGUGCAGGGCGUUUAAUAAAUACGGAGAGGAUACUACCAAGGCAACCUUGAAGUGCUUCUCCAAAGCGAGUCUCAUUUUGGAGAGUCAGCUUCCGAAGGGAAUGGAAGGUGGUCUGGAGAAGAUCCAGACUUUGGAGGAUUCAAUGAUACGUACCAAAGAUGAAAAGGUUGUCGAAGAACGUGGCAAGGCACCCGUGUUCACGGUGCCCUUGAGCAACAUCGAUGGACUUCGAGAGGGCGAGAGUGCGCACUUUGAAGCUAGACUUACACCCACGGACGAUCCAAAACUAAAGGUCGAAUGGUUCUGGAACGGAAAACCAUUGCGAACCGGCUCUCGUUUCCGCACCUUCUGCGAUUUCGGCUUCGUGAUCCUCGAGAUCUCGCCGAUCUACCCUGAAGACUCCGGCGAAUACAGCUGUAGAGCAACGAACGAGUACGGCGAGGCAGUAACCACCUGCACCAUGAAGUGCACGGGCAAACGUAGCAUAAUCUUGGAAUCCCAACUGCCGAAAGGAAUGGAGAGCACCAUCGACAAGAUCGCUGAGCUUGAAGGUCUUGGAAACGAGCCAGGUCAAGUAACGCCGGACGACGACACAGGAAAACCACCGGAAUUCGUUACCACCCCGUCAGAUUUGACCCUAACCGAGAACGCCUUAGCGCACUUCGAGUGCAGACUGACUCCCAUCAACGACUCCAGCAUGCGAGUCGAAUGGUUCCACAACGGAAAGCCUUUGCUCGCCGGUAGUAGAAUCAAGACGAUCCACGACUUUGGAUUCGUCAUACUUGAAGUAGCCAACUGUUACCAACGUGAUUCUGGACUGUACACCUGCAAGGCAACGAAUCGCCACGGUGAAGCUACAGUAUCCUGCAAACUGCAGGUCCGUGGUCGUCAAGGUAUCAUCCUGGAACCGCAACUGCCAACCAACUUCAAGACCGGAACAGAGAGCAUCCAGAAACUUGAGGAGGCUUUGUAUAAGCGAGAUGAGAUACUCACCGAAGAGGAGACACCUAAUCCUCCGAAAUUCACCGUGGAACUGAAGGACAUCGAAGUGGAAGAGGGAGCACCCAGUCACUUUGACUGCAGGGUCGAACCUGUGGGCGAUCCGACGAUGCGCAUCGACUGGUACCAUAAUGGACGAUCCUUUGCUACCGGGUCGAGAGUUCAUCAAAUCAAUGACUUUGGAUUCAUAUCGUUGGACAUGUCGUACACUUAUGCCAGGGACAGCGGCGAAUACGUUUGCAGGGCUACGAACAAGUGGGGCUCUGCUACUACUAAAGCCACCAUCACUUGCAAAUCCAAGAAAACGAUAGACUUCGAAUCUCAGCUACCAUCCGGAAUGAGCGGUGAGAAGCUAAAGGAACUGGAACGUGGUCCAGUAAGCGAGCCACCAGUCGAGGAACCACCACGACAACCACCAAGAUUCAUCACACACAUACAAUCAGCGACCGUGGACGAAUCAGAACCAGUCAGGUUCGAGUGUCGCGUGGAACCCAAAGAUGAUCCAAAUUUGCGUAUCGAGUGGUACAGAAACGGAAAACUAAUCCCUGCUGGGCACAGAUAUAGGACCACAUACGACAUGGGCUUUGUGUCCAUGGAUAUACUGUACGUGUACCCUGAAGACUCGGGCGAGUACGUGUGCAAGGCCAUCAAUGACCUUGGAGAGGACACCACUAGGGCAUCGGUGUCAUGUAAAAAGUUGCCCAGCAUCAUCUUACAGAACCAAGUGCCAAAGGGUAUGAAGAAAUCCGAAGCCUUAAUGCAGAUGGAAGCCACAAUCAAGAAGUACACCUCCGAAGUGCAUCUAACCGAAGACGAUCUCUACGACGCUGACAAGAAACAGCCACCUCGCUUCGUCACCCAGAUCCAAGACCAACUGGAACUCGUCGAGAUGAACAGCACGAAAUUCGAGUGCCAACUGGCGCCUGUCGGUGAUCCAAACAUGAAGGUCGAGUGGUUUUUCAACGGCAAACCUCUGCCCCAGAAGAACCGAUUCACGCCCAUAUACGAUUUCGGCUACGUCGCGAUGAACUUCGGCUGGGUGUACCCUGAAGACAGCGGAGAGUACCUUUGCAGAGCAACGAAUCUUUAUGGAAUGGACGAAACUCGGGCGGUGAUCAGAACUGCUGGCAAACCUGGAAUUAUUUAUGAGUCGCAACUGCCUAAGGGCAUGAAGAGUAUUGAGAAGAUCAGGGAAAUGGAAGCUGCAUGGCAAAUAGUACCUGAGGAAGAAGGCGAAGAGGAGAAGGUGCGGGCACCUCCAACGUUCGUCAGCAAACCAGAGCCCGUCACCGUAGAGGAAGGUGACUGGUCCAGAUUCUGCUGUCGCGUCACCGGCCAUCCACGUCCUCGAGUUAUGUGGAUCAUCAACGGCCACACCGUUGUUAACGGAUCGCGUUAUAAGCUAACCUACGACGGCAUGUACCAUCUGGAUAUCCCCAAGACGAGACAAUACGAUCACGGCAAGGUCGAAGUGAUCGCUAGGAGCUCGGUUGGCGAAGCUCGCACUGAAACCACUUUGACAGUGAAACCAAGAAGCGACGAUUAUCGCGGAGUGCUGAAGAACUCACCAAGACCGUGGUAUGAUUACGGGCUGACACAAUACCAAACGGAGCGACAGAAUACAGAACUCGAGAAAGUUUUCGACGAGCGACAUCACAACGUGUCUCAAGGGAUCGAAAUCGCUACGGAACAUCUUGGACAGAAGGUGUUCAAGGAGCCUGAGACGGAGUGGCAGAAAUCUGUGAAGAGCAAAAAGAACGAAGACUAUUAUAAUAAAUUGAUGACUCUCGAAGAAGAACAGAUCUUAAAGGAAUCGAGAUUAAGGGAAUCUAGUCAUCAAUUUGCUAUUCCUGGUGAGAAGGUUGUUGCACACUCUGUGGCGAAGGGGAUGGCUCAGAAAUAUGAAGAAACUUUAGAGGACAAAGAAGAUAAAAAGACCCAGGAAACAGUGACAAGACCCGUCCGAAAGCCCUUCACAACGGAAGUGGACAUCGACGUCGAGCGCAUGAAAACUUCCGGCAAGUAUCCUCCAGAGCCCUCCGAGUCCACGGUCCACGGCCGGGAGGUGCACGUCGCCAAACAAAAACAGACCCAAAAAGAAGUGAAAGGUGACCUGGAGAUCACCCGAAAGAUAACCGCAACAGAAACCACCGAAGUGGAGCACAAAGCGAAGACACAAGAACGCGUGGUUCAAGGACCCGUAAAACCAUCAAAACCCCCGGUGUUCACCAAGAAGAUUCAACCCUGCAGAGCUUUCGAGCAAGAACAAGCUCGAUUCGAGGUCGAGUUCGACGGUGAUCCACUGCCGACUAUCAAAUGGUAUCGCGAAGAUUUUCCGAUUCAGAACUCGCCGGAUCUUCAGAUCUACACAUUCAGCACGAAGUCGGUGCUGAUCGUUCGACAGGUGUUCAUGGAGGACUCUGGUGUCUUUUCCGUGAUCGCUGAAAAUAGGGCUGGAAAAGCGAAAUGCAGUGCUAAUUUGGUGGUUGAGGAGCGGAGGAGACAACCGGGAAGAGGAGGUGUAGUUCCUCCUAGUUUCUUGUCGACUAUUCAGAAUACUUCGGUGAACACUGGUCAGCUGGCGAGAUUCGAUGCUAAGGUUACUGGGACUAAACCUUUGGACGUGUACUGGCUGAAGAACGGCAAGAAGAUCACAGCAGACAUUCGUUACAAGACUCUCGAAGAGGACAACACUUACACCUUGUUGCUCCUGGAGACAGUGCCCGAAGACUCGGGCAAAUAUGAAUGUGUCGCCAUAAACAGUGCCGGAGAAGCCCGUUGCGAUGCCGAAUGUACGGUACGAGGACCUCAAUCACCAGCUAAGUCGGCGAAACCGACGACACCUGGGGUUGAAAAGGCACCCACGGUGUUGGAACCCUUGAGGGAUCAGACCAUCAAGGAGGGAACCUCUGUCGCGUUCUCUUGUAGGAUCACCGGGAAACCGGUUCCUACUGUGCAGUGGAAGAAAGGAGAUAAGGUGAUCAAGCCAUCGAAGUACUUCCAAAUGUCAAAAGAGGGUGACUACUGUACCCUGAGGAUCUCCGAAGCGUUCCCCGAAGACGAAGGCGUCUACAAAUGCAUUGCUAAAAAUCCAGCAGGUGAAGUGACAACAUCGGCGAACCUCAGAGUCCUCGCUCCUGACGCAGCUGAUGUUCUACCAAAAUUGACUCCCUUGAAGGAUCAAAUUGUGAGCGAAGGACAACCGGCUCAAUUUAAGACGCAAGUUACUCCAUCGAAGCCGAAGCCUACGAUCCAGUGGUAUCGCGAGGGCGCCUUGAUCCCUCAAUCACCUGAUUUCCAGAUGAUUCACGAAGGCAAUAACGCGGUGCUCUUGAUCGCGACCACUUACGAAGAGGACACUGGCACCUUCACCUGCCGAGCUACCACAUCAGCCGGCACAGUAGAAACCUCUGCCAAACUCAUCGUCAAAAGUGUUGGGGGCAAGAAAGUGUCGAGAAGAACAUGGGAGAAAAAGGAGGAAUCGAUCGAGGACUUUAAGUCCGUGACGUUGAAACCCGUAAAACGCGAACGCGCGCCCGAGGAGAAGGAAAAACUGGAAGAAGUGACCUUGAAGCCUGUCAAACGCAUUCCACGUGAAGAAGAAGAGAAAGAGGAGGAGAUUCAACUGAAACCCAUUCCGAGACGCAAGCCUGAAGAGAAGCCGCAGACAGAAGUGACACUGAAACCAUUCCAGAAACCGAAACCCGAAGAAGAAAAGCGUGAAAGACCGGAAUUGAAACCGUUCGAAAGACCGAAACCGGAAGACAAGGUGCAAGAAAAGGUGCAAUUGAAACCGUUCAAACGAGAAAAGGAAGACUUGGUUCCACAGAGAGUUACCGAAAAGGUGGAGGAAGAGGAGCAGCAGGUUGAAACUGUGUCCUGGAGAAGAAAACCGAAGAAAAAGGAAACUAUCGUUCCUGAAAAGCCUGGUGAAGGAGUUGAGGAGAUACAGUUUUUAGAGGACACGACUUUGCUGAAGAAAAAGGAAGAGACCAUCGAGGACUUCAAGUCGUUGGCCUUGAAACCGGUCAGACGAGGCAAAGUCCCUGAAAAACCGGAAGAAGAGAAGCCUACAGAGACUGAAGAGCUACCUUGGAUCAGGAAACCGAAACGAAAGGUUCCUGGAAAACCAGGUGAAGAAGUGGAAGAAAUACAGAUACUGGAAGACACCACGUUAUUGAAGAAGAAAGAAGAAAUGGUUGAGGACACUAGAAAGUUGGGUAGACCAGUCAGAGUUCCUGAAAAACCGGAAGAAGAGAAGCCAACGGAAGUUGAAGAGGUGUUUUGGCGAAGAAAACCCGGGAAGAAAGAGACCGUUGAGAAGACGGUGGAAAAGGUAGAAGAAGAAAUACAGAUGGUAGAGGACACGACUUUGCUGAAGAGAAAAGAAGAAACCAUCGAGGACUUCAAGUCGUUGACAUUGAAACCGGUCAAACGAGGCAAGGUUCCUGAAAAACCGGAAGAAGAGAAACCUACGGAGACUGAAGAAUUACCUUGGAUCAGGAAACCGAAACGAAAGGUUCCUGAAAAACCUGGUGAGGAAGUGGAAGAAAUACAGAUGCUUGAGGACACGACAAUACUGAAGAAAAAAGAAGAAACGGUGGAGGACACUAGAAAGUUGGGUAGACCAGUCAGAGUUCCUGAAAAACCGGAAGAAGAGAAGCCAACGGAAGUCGAGGAGGUGUCCUGGCGAAGAAAACCGAAGAAGAAAGAGACCAUCGUUCCUGAAAAGGUCGUUGAAAAGGUGGAGGAGAAGAUAAAGAUCGUAGAAGACAAAACGAUAUUAAAGAAGGAAGAAGAAACGAUAGAGGACACCAAGUCGAUCUUCAAACCGGUUAAACGCAAAAUUCCUGAGAAACCGGAAGAGAAGCCCACCGAAGAGAUACCCUGGCUGAGGAAACCUAAACAAAAGGAGACCGUUGUUGAAAAGGUACAAGAAGAAACAAAGAUUGUAGAGGAUAAAGUGAUCAAGAAAAAAGAAGAAACUAAGGUUGUAGAGGAUAAAGUGAUCCAGAAAAAAGAAGAAACGAUCGAGGACUUCAAAUCAAUGACUUUGAAACCGGUUAAACGAGGAAAAGUUCCUGAAGAGAAGGAAGAAAAGGAAGAAGUUACCCUCAAACCGGUGAAACGUCUUCCGAAAGAAGAAGAAACCAAGGAAGAAAUUACGUUAAAACCCGUGAAACGUCUUCCGAAAGAAGAAGAAACUAAGGAAGAAAUUAAGCUGAAACCGGUAGAGAAGAAAGUUGAAGAGAAGAAACCCUUGAAACCGGAAGUGGCUCCUGAAGAAGAGAAGCCUUCGGAAGUGUCCGAAUUGCCUUGGAAACGUGGACAGAAGAAGGUAGUAGAGAAGAAAGAAGAAGUCACAGAGGAGAAAAAGGUAGAGGAAGAAGAGAAAGAAGUAAGCUGGCGAAAGGCACGAAAAGAAAAAGUGCAAGAAGUAAAGAAAGAACAGGAGGUUGAAGACUUCUCUGCUGUAGUGUUGAAACCCACGCGAAGAGGCAAGAAACCGGAAGAGAAGGAAGAGAGAGAAGAAGUGACACUAAAACCGGUUCAAAAGGUACCGAAAGAAAAGGAAACACCGGAAGAAGUGACUCUAAAACCACUGAAGAAACCUGAAGAGAACGGAGAGGUUCCUGAAGAAAAGACGGAACUGCCAUGGCGACGUGGUAAGAAAGAGAAGAAAAUUGUGCCGGAAGAGUUGAAACCCGAAGAGGUGCAACCCAAACCUGAGGAAGAAGUUCCUGAAGAAAAGACGGAACUGCCAUGGAGACGUGGUAAGAAACCGGCAAAGAAGAUCGUUCCUAAAGAAGAAAAACCUGAGGAGGUACCCAAACCUGAGGAACAGGAAGUGAAGGAAGAAAAACCUAAGAAACCAAAGGUAGAGAAGACGACUGAAGAACAAAUAGCGGAAAUUAAGUUAAAGCCUGUUAGACGACUGGAAAAACCGGAGGAAGCCAAACCUGAGGAAGUUACGUUGAAACCUGUGAAACGACUUCCGAAGGAGGAAGAAGAAAAAGAAGAAAUAAAACUCAAGCCGAUAGACAGAAAAAAGCCGGAGGAAGAGAAACCAGAGGUUAAAUUAAAGCCUUUCAAACGGGGAGAAAAACCUGAGGAAGCUAAACCUGAAGAAGUAACCCUGAAACCUGUCAAACGACUUCCUAAAGAGGAGGAAGAGAAGGAAGAAGUGAAACUCAAACCAAUAGACAGGAAGAAACCGGAGGAAGAGAAACCGGAGGUUAAAUUAAAGCCUUUCAAACGAGGAGAAAAACCUGAAGAAGCAAAACCUGAAGAAAUAACACUGAAACCGGCUAAACGACUUCCAAAGGAAGAAGAAGAGAAAGAAGAAGUGAAGUUGAAACCAUUUAAAAAAGAAAAGCCAGAAGAAGAAAAGCCGGAGGUUAAAUUAAAACCUGUGAAACGUUGGGAGAAACCGGAAGAAGAGAAACCGGAGGAAGUAACGUUGAAGCCGGUUAAACGACUUCCUAAAGAAGAAGAAGAGAAAGAAGAAGUGAAGUUGAAGCCGUUUAAGAAAGAAAAACCCGAAGAAGAAAAGCCGGAGGUCAAACUCAAACCUGUUAGACGAUGGGAGAAACCGGAAGAAGAGAAACCGGAGGAAGUAACACUCAAACCGGUUAAACGACUUCCUAAGGAAGAAGAAGAGAAAGAAGAAGUUAAAUUAAAACCAAUAAGGAAGGAAAAGCCAGAGGAAGAAAAACCGGAAGAAGUAAAAUUAAAACCCGUUAAACGACUUCCUAAGGAAGAAGAAGAGAAAGAAGAAGUGAAACUAAAACCAAUAAGGAAGGAAAAGCCAGAAGAAGAAAAACCGGAAGAAGUAAAAUUGAAACCCGUUAAACGACUUCCUAAGGAAGAGGAAGAAAAAGAAGAAGUUAAAUUAAAACCAUUUAAGAAGGAAAAACCAGAAGAAGAGAAACCGGAAGAAGUAAAAUUGAAACCAGUUAAACGACUUCCUAAGGAAGAAGAGGAGAAAGAGGAAGUUAAAUUAAAACCAAUUACGAAAGAAAAACCAGAAGAAGAAAAACCAGAGGUUAAGUUGAAACCUGUUAAACGGCUAGAAAAACCUGAAGAAGAGAAACCGGAGGAAGUUACGUUGAAACCGGUUAAACGGCUUCCCAAGGAAGAAGAAGAGAAGGAGGAGGUAAAGUUGAAACCGAUUACAAAAGAAAAGCCAGAGGAAGAGAAGCCGGAGAUUAAAUUGAAACCAUUCAAACGACCUGAAAAGCCGGAAGAAGAGAAACCGGAGGAAGUGGUACUGAAACCGGUAAAACGACUUCCUAAAGAAGAAGAAGAGAAAGAAGAAGUGAAACUCAAACCUAUUAAGAAAGAGAAACCAGAAGAAGAAAAGCCGGAGAUUAAAUUGAAACCUGUCAAACGACCUGAAAAGCCAGAAGAAGAGAAACCGGAGGAAGUGGUACUGAAACCGGUGAAACGACUUCCGAAGGAAGAAGAAGAAAAAGAAGAAGUGAAACUCAAACCAAUUAAGAAAGAAAAGCCUGAAGAAGAGAAACCUGAGGAAGUCAAAUUGAAACCUGUUAAGCGAGUUGACAAACCGGAAGAAGAAAAACCGGAGGAAGUAACACUAAAACCUGUGAAGAGGCUUCCUAAGGAGGAAGAAGAAAGAGAAGAAGUGAAAUUAAAACCAGUUAAGAAAGAAAAACCAGAAGAACAGAAACCUGAGGAAGUCAAAUUGAAACCUGUCAAACGGCUUGAGAAACCGGAAGAAGAAAAACCGGAGGAAGUGCAAUUAAAACCUGUGAAGAGACUUCCCAAAGAAGAAGAAGAGAAAGAAGAAAUCAAACUGAAACCUGUCGUCAAAGAAAAACCGGAAGAACAAAAACCUGAAGAGGUAAAAUUAAAACCUGUGAAGAGGCUUCCUAAAGAGGAAGAAGUAAAAGAAGAAAUCAAACUGAAACCAGUCGUCAAAGAAAAACCGGAGGAACAGAAACCUGAAGAAGUCAAAUUGAAGCCUGUGAAACGACCAGAAAAACCAGAAGAGGCUAAACCAGAAGAAGUGACAUUGAAACCUGUGAAGAGGCUUCCUAAAGAAGAAGAAGAGAAAGAAGAAAUCAAACUGAAACCAGUCGUGAAAGAAAAACCGGAAGAACAGAAACCUGAAGAGGUCAAAUUGAAGCCUGUGAAACGACCAGAAAAACCAGAAGAGGCUAAACCUGAAGAAGUGACACUGAAACCUGUUCCAAAGGUCGUUGAAAAGGUUGAAGAGAAACCUGAAGAAGAAAAGCCGGAAGAAACCUCGAUAUUACCAUGGCGCCGUGGCAAGAAGACGAAGAAAGUUGUCGACUUCCAAGAAGAAAUAACUGUGGUACCCAUCGAUCAAGAGAAGGUCAUUACCAAAGUCCACGAAGAAGAAACGAUCGUGGAACAGAAAGUGGAAGCGAAGGAAGUUGUACAGCAAGAAAUUAGGGAAGAAAGGAAAGAAGUAGAAAUCAAGGAAGAGAAGAAGGAGGUACCAUGGCGAAGAACGAAGGAAGUCGUCGAAAAGAAGGUUGAAAUCGAAGAAAUCAAACCUGAAGUGGUUGAAGAGGUCACUGAGGUGUCUGAAGUGUCCUGGAGAAAGCCACGAAAACCGAAGAAACCGGUAGAAGAAGUAAUUGAAGUGAAGGCUGAGGAGAAACACGAAGAAGUUAUACAGAAAGUCGAAGAAGAGAUAACAGUGAAGAAAGUGGAGAAAGUACCCGAGAAACCUGAAGAAGUAGUCCUCAAGCCUGUGAAGAAAGAAAAGGUUCCCGAAGAGGUUGAAAAGGAUGAAGUGAAAUUGAAACCAGUUCCAAAGAAACCUAAAGAAGAAGAGGUUCCUGAGAAGGUAACUCUGAAGCCAGUGAAGAGAGAGAAACCCGAAGAGAAACCAAAAGAAGAAAAACCAGAACUGAAACCCGUCAGGUUAGAAAAACCAGAGGAGAGGGUAGAAAAAGAAGAAACAGUAAUCGAAGUAACAAAGAUAGAGCGCAAGAAGCCUGAAAAGGAAGAAGUUACGGAAGUCAUAGAAGAGAUCACAGAAGUCAAGGAAGAAAAACCAGAACUUCCUUGGCGAAGGCCGAAGAAGGUUGUCGAAAAGAAGAUCGAAGUACAGCCAGAAGAAGAGAAAGUUGAAGAAGUCACUGAAGUAUCGGAAGUGUCGUGGAGAAAGCCUCGCAAACCGAAAAAGCCAGAAGAAGAAAAAGAAGUGGUCGAACUGAAACCGGUCGAGAAACGCGAGGAAGUUGUCAAAAAGGUCGAAGAAGAAAUAACCUUAAAGAAAGUGAAGAAAGAACCUGAAAAAUCUGAAGAAGUUGUCCUCAAGCCUGUAAAGAAAGAGAAAGUACCUGAAGAGGUUGAAAAGGACGAAAUGAAAUUGAAACCAGUUCCAAAGAAACCUAAAGAAGAAGAGGUUCCUGAGAAGGUAACUCUGAAGCCAGUGAAGAGAGAGAAACCCGAAGAGAAACCAAAAGAAGAAAAACCAGAACUGAAACCCGUCAGGUUAGAAAAACCAGAGGUCGAAGAAGAAGAAACAGAAGAAAUAGUCGAAAUAACAAGAAGAAGACCAAAGAAGAAACCAGAAGAAAUCGAAAAAGAAGAAAUCCAAGUAGAAACCAAGGAAGUCGAAGUAAUCGAGAAAGAAGAAGUCCAAAUCGAAGACCGAAAGAGAAAACGCAAACAGCGUACUCAGGUCGACAUAUCGAUCAUCGACAAAGAUAAGAAAAUUGCACCAAGGUUCAUCCAAAAACUUCAGCCCGUUAUCGCUGAACCAGAAACCACCGCCAAAUUCACUUGCACCGUGUUUGGCAAUCCGGUUCCGGAAAUUACGUGGUACAGAAACGAGCAAGAACUUCACGCUAGCGAGAAGUAUAUAAUGACAGUGUACGAAACUACGGCUUCGUUGGAGAUCACUAAAGUGAAGGAGGAGGACGCUGGAAUGUAUUCUUGCAGAGCGUCGAACCCUGCAGGAGUCGCUACGUCCACCGUCAAUCUCGUGAUAUUCGAAAAAGAAGAAGAAGGCAUAGCCCCACACUUCUCGACACCCAUCAAGCCCCUGAUGGUCGAAGAGCACAAACCAGCACUGCUAGAGUGCGUGGUAACGGGAACGCCAGUACCGGAAGUGAAGUGGUACCGCGGAGACCAAGAGCUCAAACCCAAGAAAGGCAGAGAGAUCACCUUCAACCCAGAAACCGGAGAAGCGAAGCUACACAUCCUGGAGCCAACACCCGAAGACGAAACGAUUUACCGAGUGCGGGCAGUGAACAAAUUCGGUCGAGCCGAGUGCAGAGCGAAUCUGGUGAUAAGCGACGCGGUUAAAGUCACCAAACCAGAAGUACUCAGAGCACCGAAGAUCACAAGACCCUUGCCAGCGUUGGUCGCUGAACGCGGAAAGCCUCUGACGCUGUCCGCGGACUUCGAGAGCAAACCCACUCCGGAAGUGAAGUGGUUCCGCAAUGGCGUCGAGUUGGUUCCUUCUGAUAAGAACGUCAUCAAGAUCUAUGAGAACACUGCGGAAUUGUUCAUUCCUGAAGUGACGAAGAAGGAUGGAGGGAAGUAUGAGGUCCGCGUGCAGAAUCCUGUUGGUGAGGCUAGGAGCUCUGGGUCGGUUACUGUGAAGGAUAAGCCGGAUAAGACGGACGAAGUGAAGGCUCCCAGGUUCAUUGAGCCUUUGCAACCGCAGAUAGUUGCAGAGGGAGAGGUCGUGAUUAUGGAGACGAAGGUUGAGUCCUAUCCGACGGCGUCGUUCCAGUGGUUCCAUGAGACUCGUCCUUUGGAGUCCACACCACAAGUGAGGAUCGUCACCCAAGAAAACCGAUCGAUCCUAAUGAUCAAAGAAAUCAAAUCCGAAUACGCCGGCAUCUACACCUGUCGCGCCGAGAACGUCGCCGGAUCGGUCACUUGCACAGCCACCAUAAAUCUGCUGGAAACCCCAUGGGAAGAGACUGUCGAGCUAGUUUCCCCGACGUUCGUCAAACGUUUGUCACCGGUCAGAGUGAUGGACGGCGAAAGCGCGAACCUAACUUGCGUGGUCCAAGGAAAACCUACUCCAAAAGUAGAAUGGUACCACGACAAGAAACCUAUCAAAGAGGGAAAAGAGAUCACUAUUGUACAGGACACCGAAGGCGUCUGCAGCUUAGCCAUAACCGAGGUGUUCCCCGAAGAUGCCGGUGAAUACACUUGUCGUGCCGUGAAUCCUGUUGGCGAGGCUGUUUGCACGACGUCGCUUAUCGUGGAAGCAUACGAGUACGUACCGGACUCGGAAAUCGCGUCCUCGAUUGUGGCGACAUCUUUGACUACAGGGCAAAGUGGUUCGGAAGAGGAUCUCUUAUCUCCCAAGGAAACUCCACUGUUCGAUACGGACACAGAAGAAUCCCCGCCGGAGAUAAUCAAGAAGCUUCCUCAGUUAGUUCCCAGCAAAGAUGGAGAAUUAACCAGACUGGAAGUGAAGGUCAAAGGAAAACCGAAGCCAGAAGGAAAAUGGUACAAGCAGGGCGUAGAGAUCGUGCCAUCGCAAGAGUUCCAGAUCGAAGAGUUCGAAGAUGGCACAUCGGUAUUGACGAUCGCCGAAACGUAUCCCGACGACACGGGUGAGAUUGUGUUCGAAGCGCACAAUCCACUCGGAGUAUCGACCACGACGACAUAUCUGUCGGUAGAAGGAAUCCUCGGAACGAAAGAGUACAGGAAGCCAGAAUGGGUGACCCACAUGGAGGAGAUGCAAGAAGCUCUGCGAGGUAAGAGUCGUUCGAGACCUUCUCAAGGGAUCGAUUGCAUGCUGAGUGAAGCCGAGUGCAGCUUUUCCACCGACAGUCUCGACGAUCGUGCGAUUCGAGACGAGAACUCGCAGAAAGACAGCUCGACAAUGAUUAGCGAGUUCUCGUCAACGAGGACCCUGAUGAACAUCGACGACGAAGGUAAGAGGUGCGAAGAGGAGGAAGCUUCGAAAGGGUUCUUCCUGUCGAGGAGAUACUCGGACACGGAGCACGAACUGGACAAGUACUCUUGGGAGAUGAGUACCUCAACCAAAGAAGAGACCUUCAAAAACACCCUGAAGAUCGAAAUCACGGAGCACUCCCCGAUAAACGACCGGAAGAGGGUGAAGUCUGAGAAGGUAUUGAAAACAAAGAAAUCAGAGAGUUCAGUUAAAUCAACGAAUGUCUCGAAGUCGAAACGUGAUGUAAAGUGUCAGAAGAGUCCCGUGCGGGUUUCUCGUUCACCCAAAAGGUCUCCGUCUCCCGUUCAAAAAAGUGUGAAGGAGUCAAGUGAAAGGAAGAUGGCUGAUAAGCCUAAGUCUCCAAUAAGAUCUGAGAAAUCGAAGCACAGGUCAACCGAUAAAUUAGUUACAAAAUCGAGGAGCGUCAAAAUCAAGGAAGAAACUAUAAAGAACACUGAGAGUGUGUCAGCAGAAGAGUCUGAGAAGAAGAAGAAAAUAAUUUUGGAUUUCAACGAAUUUCCGCCACCGAGGUCCGAGAAGAGAAGCCACGCGGAGAGCCUCAACGUACCGGAAGGUGGAUGUCACUUGUCGCCUAUUGAAGAAAACAGCGAAGCGUCCACCGGAAGUGGCCAGAGCAAGGUGGUUGCUGAGACUUACUCUGGGAAGUCGAUGGAGGCUGGACUGGAAUAUGAUCACAGUAGAAAGUAUCAUACUUAUCCGAAAUCGAGAAUACCGGUUGCUCGGUGGUCGAAGGAGAGGAGGUUUGGGAACUUCAUGAUGGAUCCCAAGAUGUAUCCUUUGGAGCCGAGGGAAAUUGAUCUGGAGGCGUUCCAGCAGCUGCAUACGGCGGAUAGUCAGGAAGAGUUGCAGGAGUUUUUGUUGCUGGAAAGCCAGUGCAGCGGGAAUCUGGGAUUGGCGGGGAAUAUGUCGACGUCCGAGGUGUCGUGCAGCGAACAUCACAGCGAGGACGAGAGAGGCACCAUGUCAGACUACUGACAUCGGGGUCACACGAGUCGUACAAUCACCAACCAAGAAAUCAGCCACGCAAGCUGUACCACGAUUCAUUCAAGAGAUAACAGAUAUUUAUGUGAAGGAAGGUGAGGGCGCGGUGUUCGAGUGCUCUUAUUCAGG